CGUGGGAUAGAAGAGGCACACGGCUAUAAAACACACUGUCCAUGCAGCUUGUCAGAGACGGAGACAGAUCAUCCUUAUGCGUGUCUGCAAUAUAGUACGCCAACAGAUCAGAUAGUUUUGCAUUGGGCUAAAUAGAAUAGGUAUUAUUAUUUGUGUUUGUUAUUUUGUUUAAACAGAUUUUUUAUAUUAUAUUUCACUUCAGACUGGAACAGUGCAGGAUGAUAAUUGAAAUAACUCAAAUAUGUAGCCUUCUAGAAAAACACAUGUACAACCACAUCGGAAAUUUGUUGUAUCAUAAAAAAUAAACACUAAAAGGAAGCUACUGGAGACCCAGUCGAUCUUGGAGAUCACCUUCUAUUUGAUUUUCUCCUGCUAAAACAUGAAGACAUCUACCUUCCUCUUCGCUUUCCUGCUUGCUGUCUCCGGGGCCAUUCGCGUCACAAGAGAGACAACACCAGAGAGCUUGCUUGAAGAGACCACUCAAGAGGGUGACCAACUGGGGCUUGGCCAGGGGAGUGUCCAUGGACAGCCUGCGUUGGAGAAGAACAUUUCGGAGGUCCCUUUCAAGCCCAGCCCCCCACGUUUAUCCUACCCUCCCAUGUGUGUGAAGCCCACGGAGAUCAAGCACGCUUUCAAGUAUGUGAACACGGUGGUUUCCUGCCUUAUCUUUGUGGUGGGGAUCAUUGGGAACUCCACGCUCCUACGCAUCAUCUACAAGAACAAGUGUAUGCGCAAUGGACCCAACGUGCUCAUUGCCAGUCUGGCCCUUGGGGACCUGCUCUAUAUUCUCAUUGCCAUCCCUGUCAACAUCUUCAAGCUGUUGGCGGAGGAUUGGCCAUUUGGGGUCUAUAUCUGCAAACUGAUGCCCUUCAUCCAGAAAGCAUCGGUAGGAAUCACGGUCCUCAGCCUCUGUGCUCUCAGUAUUGACAGGUACCGGGCAGUGGUUUCGUGGAGCCGUGUUCAAGGAAUGGGGAUCCCGCUGUGGAAGGCAGUAGAGGUGACACUGAUCUGGGCAGCUGCAGUGCUCCUAGCCGUGCCAGAGGCCAUUGCCUUUGACAUGAUGGAGAUGCCCUACAGAGGCACCAAGCUGAGGGUCUGCCUCCUCCACCCCCAGCAACAAUCAGUGUUCAUGAUGUUCUACCGCGACGUGAAGGACUGGUGGCUCUUCGGGUUUUAUUUUUGCCUCCCGCUGGCCUGUACUGGGGUUUUUUACACACUCAUGUCCUGUGAGAUGUUGAACCGCAGAAUGGGGAUGCGCAUAGCUCUCAAUGACCACGUGAAACAGCGUCGCGAGGUGGCUAAGACAGUGUUCUGCCUGGUGGUGAUCUUUGCCCUGUGCUGGCUGCCUCUCCACCUCAGCCGGAUCCUGAAGAAAACCAUCUAUGAUGAGAAUGACCCCAACCGCUGUGAGCUGCUAAGCUUCCUGCUGGUAAUGGACUAUAUGGGAAUCAACAUGGCUUCGCUAAACUCAUGCAUCAAUCCUGUGGCGCUCUAUUUCGUGAGCCAGAAAUUUAAGAACUGUUUCCAGUCCUGCCUGUGCUGCUGGUGCAAGAGGCCUACCCGAAACAUCACCCCCACCGAUGAGAAGGGAUCAGGGGGGUGUUGGAAAGGCCACUGCCAUGAAAACGGCCUGGACAGGAGCAGCUCUCACUCCAGCCACAAGUACAGCACGUCAUAAUCAAGAGGGGCAGUUUGGAGCCUGCCAGCCACAGCACAACUCCUCCAACAGAUAGACUUCACUGGGGAGGGAAAUUUGUGGCACACGUUGCGUUGAAGCUCAUCUUGGGAAGCCUGAAUCCCAUUCUCAGAUAGGCUCCACCGUGGCAGCUGAUAGAAUCAACUUCGGCAAAAUCAUAAAUCAACAAAAAAACAGCCAACACAUUUCAUAUUGGAAAUCCAGUCAGGGGCAGCUCCUUCAAACAAGAACACAAACACCCACGGUCAGACUGACAAUACAGCUCCGGGUGAACCAAAGCCAUUGUGGAAAUGAGAAUGGACACAUGUAAAUUCUGUCUCUCUCAAAGGGAGGUAGAUGCUAGGGUAGGGCCACCAUGCAAGGUGUUCAAAUUGUAGAGGAUGUGACACUUUCUCCAUGCUUGUGUCGGAGGAAAUCUUUAGUCAGCAGUCAUUCGUGCAGUCUUGCAUACGGAAUCUUUCGCUAUUAUCCCUUCUUGUUCAUCAUGUGACAAGACGGAUAUUUUAUAUACCACAGACUACAUGUUAGGGAUUCCAUUUGAAUAACAAAUUAGUCGGGCAAGAAAAGGACUUUUGCUACAUAUUGCAGAUAUUCCAAAUUUUUUGGUCCAACCACCGAAUGGUUUGUAUAUAGGGAGGGAGAGGGGUUACACCUAACAUAUUGUUUUUAUCAGUUUAUAGUAUGAAUUAUACCGACAAGUUCCUUGUUGUGUUUGCCUCUCGUCUAUCACCCAUUUUAUAGGAAUUUCUUCUGAGAUCCCUGUUCAUUGUGCAGAGGGGUUAGUAUUCUAAAAAGACUGUUAGGAUUUGAGAAAAAAAAGCCGACUGAAAGGAAAGGGGUGUGUGAUGGGUUAAGUAAAUGGGCUGGUCUUUAAUUAAUCAGCUAUGAUGUUUCAAUCCGGGCCAGGAUGACAUCUUGAUUGGUGCAGCCCUCCUUCGUCGUGUUGACAUGUAAGAGGAAAUAAGCACAUCAAAAGUGAAUGCAGAAUAUAUCAAAGACUGUAUUUAAAACAAAUCUAUAUAUUUGUACAUGCUAAUUGAGAUGCAUUUAAAAAAGCACAUUUAUACAAUGCAUGCAAGUAUACAUUUUAUUAGAUCAACCAUGUUAUUUUUUAGUGACAUCCUUAUUAUGUAAUGUUUUGAAGUGUAGGGAAAGUCAUAAUGGAUCAAGCCUUGACAGGAGGAAUUACAUUUUUCAAUCACAAUUCUUCCCAAUCUGAUGAAUUACCAAAUUCCUGCUUCCUCUUUCUGAGGGAUGAAGUGGGUGAUGAAGCCCAACUCUCUUCUUAACUUUAACAAAUCUAACAUGCAACUUUGAAAGCAUGCAGUAAGUCACCCUGUUGUCCAUAAUAUGAUGCCUCCAAGUUUAAUUGCUCUACCGUGUACUAAAUUUACUUCAAUCUGUAAAUCGAGGUUGGUGGAUUGAUUUGAGAAGGGAGCGUAAGCUCAAACAGACUUGUUGUUUUUACACACACACACAGACAUAUAUAUAUAUAUAUAUAUAUAUAACUAAAAAUUUCUUAAGGAUUUUGUAUGUAUAUCUGAGAUUUGUCUGAAUUCUGGUGUUAAAUGCUGGGAAUACAUUCAACAUGCCGGAAUAACAAAAUACCAGAAUAAUAACUAUGUUUAAACAUAAAAUACCACUUGUGUGUAUCUGUGUGUAUCAAUGUUUAUAUACAGUUGUGUGUUUCUUGCCUUGAGAGGCAUACAUGGGUUGUUUUUUCUUAUUAAAAGCUUAUAUAUGUA
Polyodon spathula (Mississippi paddlefish) is the source of this 3441-nucleotide messenger RNA. RefSeq names its product endothelin receptor type B-like. The record is from RefSeq and is a predicted model, not a curated record. Bases 380 to 1678 code for a protein of 432 amino acids. Gene Ontology annotation, molecular function: endothelin receptor activity. NCBI's taxonomy places the organism in Eukaryota, Metazoa, Chordata, Actinopteri, Acipenseriformes, Polyodontidae. Gene Ontology annotation, biological process: enteric nervous system development; vasoconstriction; G protein-coupled receptor signaling pathway. The transcript has 8 exons. Gene Ontology annotation, cellular component: membrane.